Kockovaella imperatae is the source of this 4212-nucleotide messenger RNA. RefSeq lists its product as hypothetical. Gene Ontology annotation, molecular function: ATP binding; chromatin binding; histone binding. The record is from RefSeq and is a predicted model, not a curated record. Lineage: Eukaryota; Fungi; Basidiomycota; Tremellomycetes; Tremellales; Cuniculitremaceae. Gene Ontology annotation, biological process: positive regulation of transcription by RNA polymerase II. The transcript is spliced from 6 exons. Bases 1 to 4212 code for a protein of 1403 amino acids. Gene Ontology annotation, cellular component: nucleus.
AUGUCCGGUCCCGGUUACCCUCCCAUUCAAUACUACGGUCAUCAAGGAGAGUAUCAAUAUCGGCAACAUCCACCUUCAGGACCGCAUCCACACGCAUACCCUCAGCAUUACCAACCGCAAACUGCUGUCCCGUUCCCUGCUCCAGACUACAACGGAUAUCCUUCGCACCAAGGCUAUUUGCAAACCCCACAAUCCUUGGCAUCGAACGCGCAGUAUUACCCCAAUCCUAGCUACUAUCCUCCUCCUCACCCUCAAGCUUCAGGCCCAUCCGGACAUUGGGGACAAUUGCAGCCUCAAGCGCAGCCCGAGCUCGUCGGCUAUCCAUCGGACUUUCCCGCAGACCCAUCUCACGUCUCGCCCGUAACCCCAGCUGCACUGCCGCUGCCCAAGUCGAUAACUCUGGAUCCAGCAGUACUUCAGCAGGAGCCGACCGCGCCCUCGACAUCUCUCAAAUUGCGUAUCCGUCGGCCGGUAGCACCUCUGGAUCCAGCACCAGAUAUGAGUCGACGAAACUCGGGUACGGUCAAGACCGAGGAGUCUUUCUCAUCCUCUGGUCGCCCGGUUCGAGGAGCACGCGUCGCUGCAGAGCGCAAGUUUACGUCGUAUGCCGAAGCAGACUCAGAGGAAGACGGGGAGGGAGAGGAGGAAUACGAAGAGGAGGCAGUACCUCAGCCCAGGAGGACUGAGCGGAACAACGCGGGGAAGACCGCUGUGAGGUUCUCUGAUGACGAUCAUGAGGCCGCGCCGAUACCGACAACGAGGAACAGCAGAGGGAGGAAACGAAGGGUCGAUCCCGACGAGGACGAUGAGGACGAGGGACAUGUCGUUCAGCCAGCCAGAAAUGCUUUCCCUACUCGAUCUACCCGACUCUCAAAUGGACAUGCUGCUGCUGUUGAGCAAUCGGCGCCCGUCCCGACACCCAAGUCUAGACACUCUUCCGCCGAUGCAGAGUCAUUCGAACCUUCCGCAACGGAGGACGACGGAUCUGAUGAUCAGCUAGGUGGCUUCGGAACGCCAUCUGACGAUGAUGAGGGGUCUUUCAUCGAAUACGACGAUCGGCCACCACCUCGCCGUGCUACCCGUCGUCGGGCGCAACCACCUCGUCGAUCGACCCGAAAUUCCAACCGUCGAGCUGAUUCAGACGACGAUUUUGGAGCACCCAAACGGCAGCUCCGACAGAGAACAAGUAAAGUCAACUAUGAGCUUCCACCUCUGGAUAUCUCGGCCGAAUUGGUUCAGGAGACGAUUGCCAAUGCUGCUGGCGCGAGUCGACGUCGUGGUGGUAUGGGCUUUGCCAAUGGCUCUGGGUCUCAAUUUCCUUCCGCAAAGGGAACGUGGGCUGGACGAGGCGCUCUCCCUCAAGCCAUGGGCGACAUGGAUACCAGCGACUCUGACAUGGAAUUUGCUAUCCCAAAACUUGGUCAAGGCCAAGGCUCUCAGAAUGUGCGUACUGGUGGUCCUUCCGACGUACCGAAUUAUGGCCGAAUCAAUCCCAAAUCUAAUCUGGCCGACGCAGAUCCACUCGGCGUCGAUAUGAAUGUAACCUUUGACAAUGUUGGAGGUCUCGACAAUCACAUCAAUCAGUUGAAGGAGAUGGUCGCUUUACCAUUACUGUAUCCCGAGCUAUUCCAGAAAUUUGGCCUGACUCCACCUCGCGGCGUCCUCUUCCAUGGUCCUCCGGGGACCGGAAAAACGCUUCUAGCUCGUGCGCUUGCAGCAUCGUGCAGUACAGGAAAUACCAAAAUUGCAUUCUUCAUGCGAAAAGGUGCCGAUGUUUUAUCGAAAUGGGUCGGUGAAGCGGAACGACAGCUGAGAAUGUUGUUUGAGGAGGCUAGGGCGUGCCAACCCAGUAUCAUCUUUUUCGACGAGAUUGAUGGUCUCGCCCCCGUCAGGAGCUCGAAGCAGGAUCAGAUCCAUGCCAGUCUGGUCUCGACACUCCUGGCGCUCAUGGAUGGGAUGGAUGGCCGAGGUCAAGUCAUCGUCAUCGGCGCUACGAACCGGCCUGAUGCCGUCGAUUCUGCCCUGCGACGUCCGGGUCGAUUCGACCGCGAAUUCUAUUUCCCACUUCCCAACCGAGACGCUCGACGAAAGAUCAUCCAGAUCAACACACGGGAGUGGUCACCGCCUUUGUCUGGAACUCUAUUGGAUAGACUGUCUGUCAUGACAAAGGGAUAUGGUGGAGCAGAUCUGAGAGCCCUAUGCACCGAAGCAGCCCUCAAUGCCAUUCAGCGGAGGUAUCCUCAGAUCUACAAGUCCUCAGACCGGCUCCUAUUGGACCAUGGAAGCAUCUCUGUCGGCGCAAAAGACUUUAUGAUGUCAAUUCAGAAAAUCACUCCAUCCUCCGCUCGAUCCACUUCUUCAGCUGCAUCGCAACUUCCUGCUCAUCUAUUGCCACUCCUAAGUCGACCUUUGGAUCGCCUCAAGGGAGCUGUCGAUCGAGUUCUGCCACGACACAAACCCCUGACCGCGCUCGAGGAAGCCGAGUUUGUUGACGAUAUCGGUGACGAUCUCGAGAAGCACAUGAUGGUGCAGUCGUUGGACAAGUUGCGCACUUUCCGUCCGCGCCUCUUGAUUCAUGGCCCUUCAGGAAUGGGCCAGAAUUAUUUAGGUCCAGCUAUCUUGCAUCAUUUGGAAGGCUUCCAUGUGCAAAGCUUGGACAUUGGCACGCUCAUGGCGGACUCUACGCGCACACCCGAAGCGACCCUGGUCCAGCUGUUCGUCGAGGCGAAGCGGCACCAGCCCUCGAUCCUGUUCAUACCUUCCCUCCUGCCUUGGACCUACGCUCUGACGGAGUCUACGAGAAUACUGUUUCAAUCUCUCCUUCACGGCAUACCUUCAUCCGAUCCAGUCCUUCUACUGGCCCUGUCCGAUCAGCCUUUCAAUCAAAUUCCUCAAGAGAUUCGAGCCUGGUUCGGGUCCAGUGGAGAAGCCAAAGCGGAGCUGGUGUCUCCAUCAAACUCGGAACGAUCCGAGUACCUCGCCUCAUUAUUCGAAGCAUUCCAAAGGCCACCGUCCGAUUUCCCAGAUGCCCUACCAAGGCAGAAGCGAGUUUUGGAGAUCCUGCCUCCUGCCCCGCCAUUGCCACCCAGGGAGCCGACAGAAGCGGAGAUCCAGCGCGAACUCGAAAAAGAUCAGCGGGCUCGAGACAUGCUGUAUGUCAGUUUCAUACACCUGGUUCAAGAGAUCUCAAAGAAAUUCCGUAAAGUUGUCGCCGGUGUCAGGAACGAUGCCUUCAUUGUCAGUCAGAUGCUGGCUGCUCAGGCCAACGCGUCACCUCCGGAAGCUGUCAUUCCCGUCUCGCUCGAAGCGGAAUCUGUUCCCAAUGGACAUGAUACGGACGCACUUGGGACGACAAUAUCAGCCGAGCCAUCUGCCUCUGCGCCUGCCGUGCUCGAGACUGUCCCGCCGGUUGCGCCUGAGCCUCCAUCUCAUUCACCAGUAGCCACAUGGCAAGCGCACGAUGUCGAUAUUGAUACGAUUCACCGCAAACUCUCUCGACACAAGUACUACACUCCAGCCGACUUUCUGGAGGACAUCGACAAGAUAGCAGACAACGCGGCUCACCUUGGAGAUCCAGAUCGUCAAGCUCGGAUUGGAGAAAUGGCUGCCAAUGCAAGACUCCACGUUUCCCACUUCGAUCCAAAGUGGACGCCGGAGUUCGAACGACUUAAAGUGAGAAUGCUGCAAAGGAAGGCGCAGAGGGAGAAAGAAAAGCAGGCCAAAUUGUCGGAUGUCGAGGGGGGCAACGAGGUCAACGGUACGGCCGAAGUGACUGUCGAUGGAGAGAACGGGGUGGAAAGUACAUUGAAACGCCAGAGAGAGGACGAAGAAGGUGGAGACAGGGAGAGCAGCAAGAGAUUACGAGAAGAAAUGGACAAUGAUCCGGCGCCAGAGCCUGUGGUUCAAGCUCCGCCUCUCGAACCAGAGCAAGAAGUGCUGGCCGAGAUCGCGACUGUCCCUGAACCUCGCCCUGUGUCUUAUCCACCCUUCGUCCUUCCAUCUGAUCUGUGGUCGCGAUUCCGAUCGAUACUGGUAGAAUCUACGUCGGCUCUCAGUAUCGACCAAUUGGAGCAGGUCCGAGCUGGAUGUUUCGACAGACUAUGGCGUCGACGAGCCGACUGGGAUCGCACAGCGGUCGUGCAGGAAUGCCUCGAAUGGGUCCAAGAGCACCUGAUUGAAAUUGCGGACGACGCAGAGAAGGACCUCGAAUGA